AUGACGCAAUUAACUCGUCGAACUGAAAUGGCUGAAGACAGUAUUAAAGACUGUAUUGCUCCAACUAUUAUUGAUCUAUACAUGUCGUCAUCACGUCAACAAACUCCACCAACCGUUUUACAUCCAGAUCUUCCAAUGCCAGCAAUUAGACGUGAACUUCGGAGUCGUGGAAUUAAAUUUAUUCAUAUAAAAUCAAAAAUCGAAAAUAACAUUGUAUAUGUCGUUGUUGGAUUCAAAAAUGCUGAAGAUCGUCGUCGCUGUCGUACUUUGAUAAGUGAAACUCAUUUUACACGUUUCCGGUAUCUAUAG
Molecule: messenger RNA, 309 nt
Organism: Didymodactylos carnosus
Lineage: Eukaryota; Metazoa; Rotifera; Eurotatoria; Philodinida; Philodinidae
Source: the annotation of a GenBank genome assembly